This is a messenger RNA of Paramecium octaurelia, 1621 nucleotides long. NCBI's taxonomy places the organism in Eukaryota, Ciliophora, Oligohymenophorea, Peniculida, Parameciidae. The record is from the annotation of a GenBank genome assembly.
AUGUUUUUACAUUUAUUUAAAAAAUGUGGAGACAACAUUGAUGAUAGCAAUGUAAGCUCAAGACAUUCAUAUAGGAAACAUCAUUAAUAAGUGAUUCAAUUCUCUUAAUUAUUGGAUUAUUGGUAUUCAAUGAGUUGCUGCUCCAAACCAUUGCCACCAAAAAACUAAAAUAUCCCUACUUAAAAUAUAUCAAUGACACUAUUAUAACUACAUCCAUUGGAUUAAUUACAGGAUAUAUUUUAACCUUUUCUAAAUCAGGAAAGGAUAUAACAACAACCAUGAAAAUGGGAUUUAGUUAAUUAUUCUUAAUAAUAUUGCUACCGCCUAUCUUGUUUGAAAGGUAUUCAAUCUUAUAAAUAUAAGUGCUAUUCACAUGGAUUCGGUAACUUUUUUUGAACAUUUUGGUACUAUCAAUAUUUAUGCAAUUUUUGGCACAAUAAUAUCAAUGAUAAUAACUUCAUUCUUCAUCUUUAUAUGUGGUUUAUUAGGUUUAGCAAAGGAACUGCAAUUGUCUAAAUGCUUUGCAUUCGGAGCAAUAAUAUCUUCAACAGAUCCAGUUGCUGUUCUAAGUGCUUUCAAAAAUAUGAAAUAAUCAAAAAUGCUCUACACUUUUAUUUUUGGAGAAAGCAUUCUAAAUGAUGCUGUUUCUUUAACAUUAUUUAAGUAACAAGAAUAUUUAUUGAUAUUAAUAGUGCAGUUAAUGAAAUAAUCAAUUAAGAAACAAGUGAUUUAUUGAAAGUAAUUAGUUAAUUUCUAUUAAUAUUCUUCCUUUCAAUAGCUAUAGGUUAUGCUAUGGGAAUAAUAAGUGCUUUUGUAAUAAGAUUUAAAAAUCAAGCGAUUGCUAAUUUUGAGGCAUCUUUGCUGUUAUUAUUACCCUGGAUUACUUAUCUCAUUUCAGAAGCACUAGAAAUGUCAGGAAUAGUUAGUAUUAUGUUUUGUGGCAUUUCAAUGGCUAGAUACACAAUUCCCAAUACAAAUGAGUUGUCUAAGAAAGAAUUCACUAAAUUCUAUGAGAUUAUAGCUCAUAUCUUUGAAAAUUCAGUGUUCAUCUUUAUUGGAAUAGGAGUAAUUGGUUUUAAUUUGCCAUAUAAAGAAACUGGAUUUGGAAUCGUAAUAUCUACUUUUCUAGCAAUAAAUCUUUCGAGAUACUUCUUUGUUUUUGUAAUUACAAAAUUUGCAAAUCAAUUUCGCAGUAUUCACACAAUAAAUGAAUAUUAAAUGAAUAUGCUAUGGUUUAGUGGAUUAAGAGGAGCUAUGGCAUAUGCCCUAUCAAUAUAAACAAUCAUACUCUAUGGUCCAAUAGGUGAAGUGCUCUUAACUAUCUCUAUUGCUAUUAUAAUGAUUAAUGUACUAAUAGACUAUUAUUUAGAUCUAUGUUUAAGGAGUAAUGUUAGAUCCAAUACUCACAAAGUAUAGUCAAAAUCUUAUAGAGAACUACGAGGUUGAGGAACAAGAAAAAUCAAAAAACAUCUUCAAAUAAAUCAAAGAGGGAAUCAGCUAAAUUGAUAAUCUAUUUAUCCAGAUUUGUCUUUCUGAAAAUAAUGAUGAGGAAGUACCUUUAUGUAUAAAUUAUUUUUCUAAAUUAGAAAAUGGAAUUUAAGGAGUUGAAGUUGAUAAUUGA